Messenger RNA from Synchiropus splendidus (mandarinfish), 1741 nucleotides. It is a transcript of the gene sgta, whose product is annotated as small glutamine rich tetratricopeptide repeat co-chaperone alpha. The transcript has 12 exons. Lineage: Eukaryota; Metazoa; Chordata; Actinopteri; Syngnathiformes; Callionymidae. Gene Ontology annotation, cellular component: TRC complex; membrane. The record is from RefSeq and is a predicted model, not a curated record. Gene Ontology annotation, molecular function: molecular adaptor activity; protein binding. Gene Ontology annotation, biological process: post-translational protein targeting to endoplasmic reticulum membrane. The coding region runs from base 299 to 1261 and encodes 320 amino acids.
GAUUUUAAUCUCUUUUCAUAGUGUUUCAAUAAUUAUUAGUUCCACAAACAACAUUUUUUUCAUCGCUAACCUCGAGAAAGCAGCGAAGGCUUGACGUCAUCCGCUCUACGCAGCCUUCUUCUGACGUCAUAAUUUCCCGACAAGCCAACCAGAGAAUACCCGUGAAGCUUCGUCAAGUCCAAUACCAAAGCCGGAGGUAUUUACGGGAAACAUCCGUCAACAGAGGCGAUUUACAUCUCACAACAGAGACAACUGGGUUUCCAUCAGUGAACAUUGAGAGGUCUGAGCCUCCAUCAUCAUGACCGACAACAAGCCACUGGCCUUUUCCAUUAUCCAAUUCCUCCAUGCCCAGCUCCGGUCUGGAGACCUGUCCUCUUCCGCUCAGGAAAGCUUGGAAGUUGCUGUUCAGUGUCUGGAGACAGCAUUUGAAGUUUCCACGGACGACCAGAGUCUGGCAGUCCCAAUGUCAUUACCAGAGAUUUUUGCUUCGGCUACAGAAAAGUUUCCUGCUCAGUCACACGCCAACAACAACGCCACCCCGAACUCCAUCAGUGAGGAACAGAGAGCUGAGGCAGAGAGACUGAAAACGGAUGGCAAUGACCAGAUGAAAGUGGAGAACUUUAGCGCUGCAGUUGAGUUUUACUCCAAGGCCAUUGCCCUCAACCCUCAGAACGCCGUCUACUACUGCAACAGGGCUGCAGCGUACAGUAAACUAGGGAACUACGCUGGCGCAGUGCAGGACUGUGAAGAGGCCAUCAGCAUCGACCCCAACUACAGCAAAGCCUACGGCAGGAUGGGUUUGGCUUUGACCAGCCUCAACAAGCACACUGAGGCUGUGGGCUUCUACAAGAAAGCUCUAGAACUGGACCCCGACAACGACACAUACAAGGCCAACCUGAAGAUCGCAGAGGAGAAGAUGGAGACGGCCAGCCCGAGCGCAGGCUUGGGAGGAGUCGACCUCGCCGGCCUGCUCAGUAAUCCGGGCUUCAUGAACAUGGCGUCAUCGAUGAUGAACAACCCUCAGGUCCUGCAGAUGAUGUCGGGGAUGAUGUCCGGUGCAUACGGUGGGAUGGGCGGAGCUGGGGCUCCUAACACAGCUGCCUCCUCUUCUGCUCCAGGACCCGGAGAUUUAUCGGGACUGAUCCAAGCAGGUCAACAGUUUGCUCAGCAGAUGCAGCAGCAGAAUCCUGAACUCAUUGAACAGCUGAGGAGUCAAAUGCGCAAUCGUGCGCCCAGCACCGGCAAUGAGGAUCAGCAGUGACGCUCUGACGUGGUGCUCAGGUUUGGAGGGAGCAGCUGACCGUUCUUUUUCACAUUUGGAUACAUCGAAGUGGACGGACUGAAAGGAGUGUUUUUGUUUCCAUCACUGAAUAAUUCCUGCAUGAGAGGCGCCUUCCUUCAGGAGCCAUCCACACCAACAUCCCACCUCAGGCGGCUCUGGUGGUUUUGUGAAGAGGAGCAUCUUUGAUAUUGAACAUCAUAUUAAUCAACCAUGAAUGUGCUUGUAGGAACAUGGACCCAGAUAUUACACGGUUAGCAAGGACAUGGGUCAGAGUCCCAACUUGAAACUUUCUUCUUCAUAAACAACUUCAGUGUAACUUUGAUGCAAUUUUUUUUGUCUGGUGUGAGUUUUAAGUCUAUGUGUGAGUGAGUGUGAAUGAGGUUCAGUCUCUGUGGCAGUAGAGACAACGAGGGGGCAGGAAUCUGUGUCAGCUAAUAAAAAAAGCAUAUUGACAUUUCA